Cherax quadricarinatus is the source of this 897-nucleotide messenger RNA. Lineage: Eukaryota; Metazoa; Arthropoda; Malacostraca; Decapoda; Parastacidae. The record is from RefSeq and is a predicted model, not a curated record.
GGAUGGAACUGAAACAGUGUAUAAUCAUGGGAUGGAACUGAAACAUCAUAAUUAUGGGAUAUAAUUGGAACACUAUAAUUAUGGAAUAGAACAGAAACACUGUAUAAUCAUGGGAUGGAUCUGCAACAAUAUAAUCAUGACAUGGUAGUGAAACUGGAGGUCAUAGUGUUUGGGGAGUGGGAAGUAAUCAUGGUUCAUGGCAAGUGUAGCUUAUACUCUCAGAUAUUAUAAAAUACAUUUUAAGACAGUGAAACUUGUAUUUUUGCUUACAUCCUAGUAAAGGACUAAAAUGAGGGUAUAUUUACAGUACAGGAUUUUAUUUUGACAUUUUCUAAUUUGACAAAUUUGUUAUAAUGCUUUGCACAGAGCGACAAUUAUUAAGGAGAUCACAGUAACAAUGGAAACUCAUGGACUGAGUGUGGAUCACCGGCACGUGAUGCUGCUGGCCGACCUCAUGACUAGUACUGGCAAGGUGCUUGGCAUCACUCGCUAUGGACUCUCAAAAAUGAAAGCGUCCGUUCUCACGCUUGCUUCUUUUGAGAAGACAGCUGAUCACUUGUUUGAUGCUGCUUAUUAUAGUCAGAAUAAUGUCAUCCAGGGUGUGAGUGACUGUAUUAUUAUGGGGAAGCCCAUGAAUAUUGGUACUGGAGUAUUCAAACUUCUUCACAAGCACCACAGGGAAGCCAAGCCUAGAAUGAGGGACUUCUUGUUUGAUAACCCCAAGAUAUGUCUUUCUCUAGGUGACACUAGUACUGGUACAGUAACUAGUUAGGUGUGACAUUGACAAAAAGUCAUCUGAGAGGGUUUAGUGAGUAUUGUCUGAAUGUUAAGUUCUGAUAGAUGGUUUAGUGAGUAUUGUCUGAAUGUUAAAUUCUGAUACAUGGUUUAGUGAGUAUU